Molecule: messenger RNA, 1032 nt
Organism: Fusarium venenatum
Lineage: Eukaryota; Fungi; Ascomycota; Sordariomycetes; Hypocreales; Nectriaceae
Source: RefSeq, a predicted model, not a curated record
AUGGGUAACUCUGGCUCAAUUCUUCCUUGGGAUAACUGGAUCUAUCACGUUGAUGACUUGAAGAAUGAAGCCAACGGCCUUCAUGACCAAGCGAUCUCUCUUCAAGACAGCAUUCGUGCCCAAGUCCUCCAGUACAACUCUACACUAGGCCAGACAAAGCAGCUGCUUGCUGGAAAUGCGGCACUUGUUAUUAUAGCGCGCGCCAUUAAAUUCAGCGACGAACAGCUGAAAGACUUUGAAGCUCAACUGGACACCAUGCCUGAUCCCCCGGAAGGAUCCGUCCCAGCAAAGUUCGGAUCUCUCCUCUCUGAACUCACUGGCUCAGCUCUUGUCCUCAAAGCCAUCGUUAAUAUUGGCAAGCUUGCCAAGACUGCCAUCUUCGAGGGUGCUGGGGAAGUAGGCGGCAAAGGUGCUGCUGAACUUGGAAUUGAGGGUCUUGCUGAAGCUGGUGCUGAACUGGGUGUUGAAGCGGGAGUUGAGGUUGGUGUCGAGGUUGGUGCUGAAGCGGUACUUGCAGACACUGGCAUUGGCAUCAUUGCAGCCGUCGGCCUUGAUGUGAUCUUUGGGGCCAUCAACGGUGCCAAGGAGCGCGAUCAAAUUCAGGACCAGAUUGAUAAGCUCAACGACGCUUUGACGACGCUUCGAGGAUUUCAGAGGGAUCUCAAUAACAAGGCUAAUCAGCUUCACGGCGUUAUUAUCGACGAAGAGAACCGCUUCAAGGGUAUCGUGUCUACUCUUCAGAGUGUUAUUCCUAACCCUUCCGCUGAAACGUGGACUGCUCUCUCCGUUGACUCGAGGGUUAUUGAUCAGUAUUUGGAUGCUCAGACAGCUGCUUUGACCUUUUAUGGUCUCUUGUCACAGUUACGUGUUACGUAUUUGAGGGCUAAGGAGCGCUCACCUACUGUUUCCAAAGACGCUAUCAUCUCGGCUGUGCUUAUUAAGGCGCAGGAAGAUAUUACAUAUAGCGAUCUUGAGAAGCUUUGGGAUAUUCUUGUAAAGUAUUCUGAUGGUAUGACGGAUAUUAGUUCUUAA